GAGGCUAACUAGAGGCAGUAACUAGUGGCUGUAACUUGAGGCUAACUAGAGGCUAACUGGAGGCUGUAACUAGAGACUGUAACUAGAGGCUGUAACUAGAGGCUAACUAGAGACUGUAACUAGAGGCUAACUAGAGACUAACUAGAGGCUGUAACUAGAGGCUAACUAGAGGCUAACUAGAAACUGUAACUAAGGAUUAGAGACUGUAACUAGAGGCUAACUAGAGACUGUAACUAGAGGCUUAGUAGAGGCUGUUACUAAGGAUUAGAGACUGUAACUAUAGUCUGUGAUAACUAGCAUCUCGGACAUGGGAGAACUGUCACGUGUACACAUCAGAACAUGUUUGCCAUCCUUCUCUACCUUCCUCUGGAGGGCUGACCGACUGAGGCCCCUCCUGAUUGGUCCGUGGGGAUGAUCGCCACUGGAGGGAUCCUCCGUAUUAACGCCAGGCGCCAGGCUUCUCUUCACUCUGACACCAACAACCCUAAACCCCGCAAGAGGAAGAAGAGGAGGCGUAACGAGGUGGUGGUUGUGAAGGGGAAGCUCCACCUCUGUUCGGCCACUGGACUGGUGGCCGCCCUGGGCCUCCUCAUCCUACUGGUUGGCAUGGCGAUGUCCAUCCUGGGGUACUGGUACCGUGACGACCUCUACCUCAGCGACCCCGGGGGCGCCGGCCUGACCGCAGCAACACCUGAGGAAGAAUCAGAGGGCGGAGAAAAUGGAGGAGGUCAGAAGGGAGAGAUGGAUGAAGGACGAGGAGGAGGAGGAGGAGGAAACGUUCUCAUUAACAGAACUGAAUUCGUUAACAGAACUCAAUUCGUUAAUAGAACUCAAUACGUUAACGGUACUGAACAAACUCCACCAGAAGGCUUCCUACAAGAGCUCCUCAACAGGUACCUGUACUCAGACAGGAUGAAGGUGAUCGGGCCGCUCAUCAUGGGCGUGGGGAUCUUCCUCUUCAUCUGCGCCAACGCCGUCCUCCACGAGGAGCGCGACAAGAAGACCAAAGUAAUCAACCUCCGAGACAUCUACUCCACGGUGAUCGACCUGCACUCGCUACGCAAGCCCCCGGCUGAGCCCUGCUCCUCCGCCGACCCCCCCACCGGACCCUCCAACUACCUCCAUCCUGCCUCCCUAUUGGCUAAGAAGGGAGAAGGAGGUGAGGAGGAGGGGGAGGAGAGGAACUGUGUGUUCACCAUCUACCAGGAGAAGCCCCUGGCGGCUCCUCCCUUAAGCCACGUGUACUCUUGGACCUCUUUCACGCUGCCCAACACAGGGACCCCGGCCGGCCACUCUGCCCAGCAGAGGAGGCUGUCUGAUGGGCCCGCCGUCCAGCCCAGGAGGCUGUCCGCUGGGGCCUCCACUGGGCCCUUCACCCAGCCCAGGAGGCUGUCUGCUGGGGCCUCCACCCAGCCCAGGAGGCUGUCUGCUGGGGCCUCCACCCAGCAAAGGAGGCUGUCUGCUGGGGCCUCCACCCAGCCCAGGAGGCUGUCUGCUGGGGCCUCCACCCAGCCCAGGAGGCUGUCUGCUGAGGCCUCCGCUGGGGCCUCCACCCAGCCCAGGAGGCUGUCUGCUGGGGCCUCCGCUGGGGCCUCCACCCAGCCCAGGAGGCUGUCUGCUGGGGCCUCCACCCACCCGUAGCAUCCAGCUGGGUUUCUCCCAUAACUAAAAGAUCUUCCGGGAAUAAUCGAAGGGAAGCUUCUCAAAACCAUUAUGCCUUCACACAGACCAGACCGCUGGCUCCCAUGA
This is a messenger RNA of Gadus morhua (Atlantic cod), 1749 nucleotides long. RefSeq names its product transmembrane protein 200C-like. The coding region runs from base 412 to 1641 and encodes 409 amino acids. Lineage: Eukaryota; Metazoa; Chordata; Actinopteri; Gadiformes; Gadidae. The record is from RefSeq and is a predicted model, not a curated record. The transcript has 4 exons.